Messenger RNA from Paraglomus occultum, 1140 nucleotides. The record is from the annotation of a GenBank genome assembly. NCBI's taxonomy places the organism in Eukaryota, Fungi, Glomeromycota, Glomeromycetes, Paraglomerales, Paraglomeraceae.
AUGGUUCCGGACAAUCAUAUGAGAGACUUUUACGGCUUCUGUCCAGAAUGCAAUAAACUAAAGAUAGACUAUGUAUGGUGUGGCACGAACGCAUGUAAGAAACCACAUCCACGCGUGCAAUGGUCAAGUGGCAAUCUAGCAAUUGAUAAAUUCAUUAAGAAAUCGCAAAGAAUUGUCAAGAACUUUGAUGACAGAUUCCUUGAGUGGAUACCAUCCAACAGAUUAGAAAAUGUGACACCAUUACAAGACGAUAAAGAUACAGGAAACUACUUGGCAACGUGGUUGGAUGGUCCAAGGUAUUUUGUUAUGAGACAAAGGGGAAUUCCUUCCAAAGUCAUAUUGAAAACACUCGGGACAUCGGAGAGUAUCACAGAUAGUUUUCUUAACGAGUUAGCAGAACAAUACCCAACCAUUCUCCGCAAAGACAAUCGCACGAUAUACGGCUUCACAAUCGACACCAAAACAGAAGAAUAUCGGCUUGUUAUCCAUAGCGACUAUGACGAACUCCAAUCGAUCUACGGUUUAUGCCCCACCUGUUUAAACCCCAAAAUAGAUCCUGUCUGGUGUAUGGCUCGUACAUGUCUCGAGCCUCACACGAGUGACGCAUGGACGAGCGGCAGCGAUGUUUUGGAUGAAUUUAUAAGAUCUACUCAGAAUAAUGCUGUUGUCUGGGAAGAUACGUUCCUCGAGUGGAUACCAUACCAGCAUUUAGAAGUCUCGCAGUUGUUAGAGAAUGAGUAUGGAAGUACCGCGUAUGGAGGUGUGUGGGUUUAUGGAAAAAGAGACUGUCAAUAUCACAGGCACAAGGCCAGAGAGAGACAUACGAGGGUUACGUUGAAUUUAAUAUCCGAUCUCGGACAAGAAGUUAUUGAUGAGCUAUGCAAAACCCAUCCGUGCAUAACACGGAAGGACAACACGUCUAUUUUUGGAUUCACUCGGAACCCUGCGACGCGCGAAUGCUAUAUAGUCUACGCCAGCGAUUAUACUCUUCGACGGAACAUGUAUGGUCUUUGUUCGACGUGUAAGCAACCGAAAAACGAUCCGGUCUGGUGCAGAACUGAAGCAUGUAAAAUGCCUCAACCUAACGAACAGGGUACGAAUGAUAAUCCUGCUUUGGACAAGUUUGUUACAGGAACUUGA